AUGUCGUUGAACGGUCUGGACGAUCCAAAUAUCGUCGAGGCUCACGAGACGGCGGCUUCGGAGCCGGGGGGAUGGUUCCUUCUCAAGUACUCCGAAAGGGAUGCCGUUGAGCUCUUGAGUCGCGGCAAUGGAGGUGUCGUCGAAAUGCGCAACGCCGUCCUCGACUACGACGAGACAAGUCCGCUGUAUGGGUUUUUGAAAUAUCGCAGGAGAAAUGUCAUCGUCAAGCAUCUCCCAGAAGAUUGCUCUCGGCUGAUUCAAGCUCGAGUGGCUGUCCACUUCAAUGCCAUCUGCGAACGUUUUUCUCCCUACGACACCAUGUUCGAAAUCGCCGCAGCAAGCGAGCUCAAGGAUACCAAGUUGUCUUCAGCCUGCUCACUCCAUGCCGCAUCCUGCUCUACCUCGUCCUCCACAAGCUCCUUGCGCAGAAGACGCCUCAUGGAGAUUGCCGAAGAGGAAGAGGAAGAACAGCGAGCCUCGAAGCGUCAAUCGGUUCACGACUUGAACGGAGACCGGCCCAGGUCGCCAGCUGCCGGCAGUAUGAUCGCGGACCCCGUAGCCCUCGAUUCGCAGCUUGCUGCCUCCCCUGAGCAUGCCAAAUUCUCGGCCGACUCGACUGCCGAACUCCCUACCUUCAUUGGCCUUGACCACCGGCCAACCUCGUCCGCUAAGUCGAGUGAUACCGGCUCGAUCCAACCUCGACCCGAGCUCUUCAGCAGCUAUUCUGCACCUUACGGCAAGCCCAAGGUGAAGCUCGGGCCCCGACCUUCGCUCGACGUGAGCGGCCGGCCGCACACCGCCGGAAGUUUUCGACCCAUAUCCGCCAUUCCGGCAGGUUUCAAGCUCUUUGGCAAAGGCAUCAAGAAAGCCAAAGGGAGCAAGAACCUUGGCGCCCUGGCCGCAGCUUCUGCUGAGGAAGGUACCGCUGGCCACAACCUCGACCCGACUGCCACCUCCAUACCCGAAGAGUCCCUGCGGCAUCAGGGUGACACUGCUGCGCCGGCGACGAGCUCCGACGCCUCCGUGGACUAUGCCACGACGUCUCCACCCCCGUCCAAGAAAGCAACUGUCUCGCCCGAGAAGGCGAGGCUGAUGAAGGCCAUGCAGCUGCGAGAGAAGAGGAAGAUGAUGAGCCUCCAACCUCCCAUCGCCACGCCAUCUUCCGUCGACGAAGAUGCUCCAGAAAGCAAAGAAGUUCCAGCUGAUGCAUCCGAGGACAACACACAAAAGAUGCCAGCAGGAUCUCAAGGCGUGGACGAUCCCGAAAUCGUCUCGAUCCAUAGCGAUUCUGGAGACGUGCCGGACACAGCCUCCUUCUUGACACAUGCAGAUCAGAAAUCAGACUUGACCCAGUCCGACUCGCGACCGGCGAGCCCUGUUGUGACCUCGUCCGAGGCCGACCAGUCCACCAAAGCGUCGUCACUCUCGGAAUCAACUGACGAGACGGUACGAGCCAAGGAUGACGGAUCCGCGCUGGGCAACGAGGACGUUACACAUGAGACCACGCCCGAGGAAGAUCUCAAGGAUAAUGAGCUGCCUCCAGAUGAAAGUGUACCUCUUUCGGAUGAUUCAGGGCUGGAGGUAGCGGCCGCGAGGGCGUCUGGGGGGACCAAGCCUCAUGGCGUCUCCAAAAAUGUUGCCAGUGCCGCUUUAUCCCUUGGAGACGGUAAACAACAAGACGCGCUCGUUGCACACUCAGAUGUCGAGGCUCCACGUUCCACCGCUUCGGAUACGAAUGCUGCCGUCAAUGUGGUGCACUCAGACUCUGAAGCUGUUUUCGAUUCGGAAACGAAGACUCAGGAUGACGAGCCUCAGUCUGCCGAGAGCACGACAUCAACGGAUGCGAAUCAGGCAUCUACUUCUAAUCACGACCUCGUGGCAACUGCAGAUGUCGUGUUGCCACCAAGAGCGGUAUCAGCGGCGCCGCAGCAGGUCGCUGAGACGAUGACAAUUGCGGCUUUGGACAACCAAACUGCUGCCGCCGAAUCUCACAAGGGAGACGCCGAUGAGAUGGAGACGACAUCGGCUCAGUCCGGUCAACCCAAGCGCAAGGGGCUCAUCGAACCGAUCCAGACCGAUCUUGUUCAGCACACCCGGCAUACGUCGCGCUCCGAGAUGAACUUUUCAGACGACGAGGAGUUGAUGGAGGAGCUACAAAGUGCGACGGUGCAGGAAGCAAAGCCAAUGCUCGUAGCCAAAACGCCAGUUUCGGCGACUUUCUCCACUGGCCCAGCCAAGGGCCGAACAGCAUCGAGCGCACCCCAUGCCCACACAGUCCGCACAGUAUCCAAUCCGGUCCGAGGCAACCUUGUUGUGCCGACAGACGUGAGCCAAUCCUCGGCGCGAUCUCUCAGUAGCGGGGCGGCAUAUUUGCACCAGGUCACGCAACAACAGCAACAGCAGGGCGGGAACUUGGCGAACAAGCCGAACAUCGGGUCGAGCAUCUCGCAGCGUAUCAAAGCACUGGAGAAGCUGUCUGCCGCGUCGGGUGAUACAGGGGCGCCCGGCUCGCGGGAGCGGCCAUCGUCAACCUUCUUCGCCGUGAAGAAGCGGGAGCCGUCGAAAUCACCGUCUGUGCUGGAGAGGGCUAAUUCGCUGCGGAGGAAUACUCCGGAGUCGCGUCCCCAAUCUAAGGAAUCUUCAUCAGAGUCGGGAAGGAUCAGCCGACGAGAGCGAUCUGUAUCGGUAACGGACCGCCUUUCUUUAUUCGAGUCGGCGCCUGCAGCGGGAGUCAGCGUUGUAAACCGCUCGACUAGCAUCUCACGACGUGGCCGCCCCGAAUCGGUCUCUGUCACAGCCAAGAUCAUCCGAGAUUCGAGCCAGAACGUGCAGGCAGGCUUCGAACCUCCCAAGGAUCCGUCGGAGUACAGCCGCCUGGAUCUGAAGCAGUCGCCCCUGCUGGUAGAUCACCGCAAGGCGGUGCCGGAGCCCACGCGAACAGCUGCUGUGGAACCACCGCCGGAGCGCCGAUCGACGUCCGAGGAACGGAAUAAGUCGGGCAAGUCACGUCAAUCUUCGCUGAGCAUUGUCAAGGACUUCAUCAAGGAACGUCGCAGGUCCGUCACCUCCAACCAAGGAGACGUCCUCGUGGCGCCAUCUGCAGCUCUCCCGUCGCGCUCCCCGUCACGCUCCCCUCCCGUCAUUCAGAACAGCACCUUCUCCCCCCGUCUCUCCAUCAGCAGCCGUCGCUCGUCUCUCAGCCAGGAUCGUCAGUCUGUCACUUCGCCAAUCGGAGAGGGCUAUGGGGACGACACGAAGUCGGCCAACGGCGACAAGAAGCUGUCUCGAGCUGGACGGUUCAUGCGCCGCUUGUCCACCCUCUCCGGAUCACGAAGCAGAAACUCGCCGCACGGGAUCGCGCACACAGUCGCCGAGGAAAGCCUUGAGCCUGUGGUGCCACGACCAGCGACCACCGGCUCGCCAACCAUUGUCUCGUACAUGGGCGAUGUUAAUGUUCAGUUUCCCGACACUUUACUCUGGAAGCGCAGGAACCUAAGCCUCGACUCUCAAGGUUUCCUUAUUCUGAGCGCUCUGCCCGCCCAUAGCGGCCGGCCGGCGCAGGGAAUCAAGCGAUACCACCUCAGCGAAUUCCGACCACCGUACAUACCCGACGUGGAGGUUCAGGAACUCCCCGACAGCGUCGUGCUGGACUUUAUCGAAGGGACUAGCAUCCAAUUCGCCUGUGAAGAUCGGGCAGGCCAGGCGAAUGUGCUGAGCAUUCUGCAAGAGGCUCAUGCCACCCGCGGCUCGACUUAUGGGCUGUGA
Hirsutella rhossiliensis is the source of this 3765-nucleotide messenger RNA. Its product is annotated as prolipoprotein diacylglyceryl transferase. The record is from RefSeq and is a predicted model, not a curated record. The coding region runs from base 1 to 3765 and encodes 1254 amino acids. NCBI's taxonomy places the organism in Eukaryota, Fungi, Ascomycota, Sordariomycetes, Hypocreales, Ophiocordycipitaceae. The transcript has 4 exons.